Molecule: messenger RNA, 945 nt
Organism: Olea europaea var. sylvestris
Lineage: Eukaryota; Viridiplantae; Streptophyta; Magnoliopsida; Lamiales; Oleaceae
Exons: 2
Coding region: 1-945 (314 amino acids)
Source: RefSeq, a predicted model, not a curated record
AUGACCAGGUUCAACAAGGAAAGACUUCAGAUUCUCGACCUACAUAUAACUGCAACAGUUUCUGCCCUCACAUAUGCCAUAAAGUGUGAGGCUUUCAAGAUGUCGUUAUCCAAAACUCCGCCAAAGAUAGUGACCGAGCUUCUUACUCGACCCGAGAAGUACAUAAAUAUGAAGGAAACACUGAACCCGAGAAAGGUUGGACCAUCACAUGAUAGGGUCGAGCAUAAACGACACGACCCGACCCCCCGUCAAGAACCACCUCGAAGAAAACAGAGACAGGAGGUUCCCCUGACGUCAUUCACGCAUUUAAAUACGUCAAAAACAAAUAUAUUGAUGGAGAUCAAGGAUAUGAAGGAACUCAAAUGGCCUGCCAGAAUGAGGUCACCACCCGAAUCCAGGGACAUGAACACGUAUUGUGAGUUCCAUCGAGAUCAUGGGCAUAUCACGGAAAACUGUAAGGCCCUGGAAAGAGCCCCUGAAACAAAAAGGGAUGGUCAACCCACUGCUGGAACCAUCAAUAUCAUCAUUGGGGGUAUUGCCUCGGGAGGAGACUCGAACAGUGGAAGAAAACAAUAUGCCCGACAAUAUACCUUGGCCUCUGGGAUGCCUCACGGAAAGCUAGAGGAUGUUAUUUUUGGAACCAGGGACUUGGAAGGUAUAUCACUUCCACAUGAUGAUGCCUUGGUCAUCUCAGCGAUUGUGGCCAAUUUUGAAGUAAAGAGAAUCUUGGUUGACAACGGGAGUGCGGCCAAUAUACUUUCACAAGAGGCUUUUGCCAAAAUGGGAAUCUCAUCUCAGCAGCUCAAAGCGGUUAAAACUCAUCUCCAGGGGUUUGGGGGAGGAGUCAUCACUCCAGAGGGUGUCGUCGAGCUUCCUCUAACUUUGGGUUCUGGCCAGAAACAGGUUACGGAGAUGACAUCUUUUCAAGUGGUACGUGUCCAAUGA